Molecule: messenger RNA, 1200 nt
Organism: Sclerotinia sclerotiorum 1980 UF-70
Lineage: Eukaryota; Fungi; Ascomycota; Leotiomycetes; Helotiales; Sclerotiniaceae
Exons: 1
Coding region: 1-1200 (399 amino acids)
Biological process (GO): maturation of SSU-rRNA from tricistronic rRNA transcript (SSU-rRNA, 5.8S rRNA, LSU-rRNA)
Cellular component (GO): nucleolus
Source: RefSeq, a predicted model, not a curated record
AUGUCAGCUAAGAGGAAACUUCCGACCAAGCUUGGCCAACCAAUGGUCAAGCAAGGUGUUAAAUCAUUUGGAGCGGGACAUCUAGAUGAAUCAAAGACGGUGGUAUCUGGUGGAACUGCAAAUAAGGUGAAGACGAACGGAAUCAAGAAGAAUGAAGUGGUCGAAAUCUCUAGCGAUGAAGAAAAUGAAAGUGACGAUGAGAUGGAAGAAAUUGAAGAGGAUGGGAGUGAUGCGGAAGAAAAUGGCAAUGUUACCACAGAUGUGGCAAUGGAAGAUGAAGGAGCUGAAGCUGCGGAGGAAGAUGGAGAGCCAACAUUCGGAGAUCUUAUCCGUGCCCACGCGUCAGAGCCUAUCGAUGUAGCAGCCGCUUUCGGUGAUUCUAAAGCUCAAGCCCUUUCAUACCCUCAAAAUUCAAUUCAAGCUCCUUCUGGCGCAUCCCUCGGAACAGUUCUCACUCAAGCACUCAAAACAAACGAUGUCGCCUUAUUGGAAUCUUGCUUACAUACUACGGAUCUCAGUACGAUUAGAGCUACAAUUCAACGACUCGAUUCCCCCCUCGCCGCGAUUCUACUACAAAAGUUGGCAGAAAGAUUACAUCGCAGACCUGGUAGAGCUGGAAGUCUCAUGGUUUGGGUUCAAUGGUCAAUGAUCACACAUGGAGGAUAUCUAGCAACUCAGAGAGGUCUUAUCAAGAAAUUGGCCGAGGUAAACAGAGUUUUGGACGAGAGAUCAAAAUCUUUACAACAUCUUUUGUCUUUGAAGGGUAAAUUGGAUAUGUUGGACGCACAAAUCAAAUUACGAAGAGGCAUGCAAAACCGACCAAGGCUAGACAGCGAAGAUGAUGAUGAAGGUGUUAUUUAUGUGGAAGGUCAAAGCGAUGAUGAGGAAGAAGUUAUCGUCAAUGGAUUACCUCAAAGACUUGCCAAGAAUGGGGAUCUCCAGGAUAUCUCAGAUUCCGAGAUUGAGGAGGAAAUGCUUAAUGGUUUAGUUGCCGAGUCUGAUGAAGAAGAAGAGGAUAGCGAGGAUGAUUUAAUAGAUGAUGAGGCCGAGGAAACAGAUGCAGAUUCUGGAGAUGAGGAUGAAGUUGAUCAUGAUGAUAUCGAUGAGCAAGGAGAAGAUGAUGAAAGUGAUGAUGCUGUACAAGGACCACCAAAAUCCAAGAUGCAAAAGAUAACAGGCAGUACCUUUCAUAGAAGAUAA